AUGGAGACCGCAAAAGUACUUGUUCGGGGAGAAACUAGUGGUGUUCUUAAAGAAAUGAGAGCCUUCGAGUUUGUGUUUUGUCUGAUUUUGAUGUAUAGAGUCAUGAAAGUCACUGAACAUCUUUGCCAAACACUACAGCGAAAAGCUAUUGACAUCCGAGCUGCAUUGAAUUUUGUGGGACAUACAAAAUCGCUUGUUCAAGAUAUGAGAGAUGAUGGUUGGAAUGAUUUUUUGGUGGCCCUUACUUCAUUCUGUGAGAAACAUAACAUCGAUAUGCCUGAUAUGACUGCUCGUUACUUGGAUGGCACGGGUCGUCCAUGUCAACAACAAAAUUUUUUCACCAAUGAGCACCAUUGUUGCAUAGAGGUACUUCUUCUUGGUAAAAGCUUUUAUCCUCAAGAUUUUUUGCAAGAUGACUUACUUUCUCUAGAAGUAGAGUGUGCAUAUUAUAUGAAGGAUAUAGUUGAGAAUGCAACAUUUCAUAACUUAGAUUCUAUAUUUGAUUUAUGUCGGCAACUUGUCCAAACAAGGAAGUCAGAGUUUUUUCCGAUGAUAUAUAGACUGAUUUGUUUAGUGCUGACCCUUCCUGUUUCUACUGCUACCACCGAGAGAGCUUUUUCAUCCAUGAACAUAAUAAAAAACAAACUCAGAAACAAGAUAGAAGAAGAAUUUCUUGAUGAUUGCAUUGUACUCCACAUUGAGAAGGAAUUUGCUGGAGCAGUUGAUAAUGAGGUGGUGAUCAAAGAUUUUGAAGAUUUAGUUCCACGUAGAGUAAAAUUUAGUUAG
Argentina anserina (silverweed cinquefoil) is the source of this 786-nucleotide messenger RNA. RefSeq lists its product as uncharacterized. The transcript is spliced from 2 exons. The record is from RefSeq and is a predicted model, not a curated record. Bases 1 to 786 code for a protein of 261 amino acids. Gene Ontology annotation, molecular function: protein dimerization activity. NCBI's taxonomy places the organism in Eukaryota, Viridiplantae, Streptophyta, Magnoliopsida, Rosales, Rosaceae.